UUCUCUAGAGAGGAGACUUUGCCUCCUGGUGACUCCUGCUUCCAAGACUACUUUCUUGCCAGAGGAGCUGUGUAUAGGAUUUGGUAUCUGCGUGAAGGUAGGCUGUAUACUUUUACAAUAAAUAUGUCACCUUCAAGUUGGUUGGACACUAAGUGAGAUUUUGGUACAGAGAAACCCUUUCGAAGCUGUUCAGAUAAUCAAAUAACUUGGCUGGUUGGAAGUAAGUAUAGCCUCUCUUUUUUUUGAACAACAAUAAGUACAGCCUCUCUUCUUAAGUUUACAUACUCUUUGAGCAUAGAAUCAAGCAUUAUGUAUUUUGUGGCAUUCUCAAAAUACAUGUAUGUAUAUAUAAUACUAGUAUUUAAUUGUAGAUAUUUUAAAACUACGACUUUUCGGUUGGGUUUUCUAUAAUUUUGAGAUACACACAAUUAAAUAUUAAUAUUUAUAUAUACAUAUAUAUAUGUAUUUUGAGAAUUUUAUGUUUAGAACUCUACAUUGUAGUUGCUCUAAUGCAUGACUAUUCGCCUAUCUCUUUAUGGCAUAAUCCUCAGAACUGGCAAAAAUAUUUGACUCACAUCCGCGGGUCAGAACUUGAAAGCUAUCUCACCCGAGUGGUAGAAGAAAAUCUAAAGCCCCAACAUGUCGACCAAAUAAAAAAAAUUGUGAAUAUGCUGGACGAGAGAGAAAUGCUGGUGCAGAUUUGUGCUGGUCUGGGGUUGGACCGUAGAGCAAAAGAAGUAUUUGGUGGAGAGCUGCAGUGGUUUGCGAUUGCCAUAGGUUUCAUAGAGAAGGCUGAAACUUAUAUGUUGGACGAUAGCCGUUUGUUGAAAUGUGGAGAAGUGACAACAAUGUCUGAUCUUCCAGAUGAUUUGGCAGAAGAGAUAUUGUCUAGGGUUCCGUUGACAUCCCUAAGUGCAGUGCGUUCCACUUGCAGAAAGUGGAAUGAUUUAUCCAAAAACCAGGUUUUUGGUAAGUCAGCAUCAACAGGAAGGAAGCAUUUUCUAGGGUUCAUGCUGAAAGAUUAUAAGGUUUGUUCGAUGAAGUUUGAUCUCCAAGGAAUUGGAAACGAAGUAGACUUCGUUGAUCCAUCUAUAAAGGAAGUCAGUAUACUUGACCAAGUAGAAAUCACUCAGGUCUUUCACUGUGGAGGUUUAUUGCUAUGUGUCACCAAGUACAGGUCGAGACUUUUGGUGUGGAAUCCUUAUUUGGGGCAAACAAGGUGGAUCCAACCAAGAAACACUUUCCGAAGUGAAGACAGAUAUGCUGUUGGAUAUGACAAGAACCGUAACUACAAAAUCUUGAGGGUUUUUGGCAAGUAUGACACCAAAGGUGAAUUUGGAAGCGUCGACAAAUACCUGAUUUUUGGGUACGAAAUAUACGAUUUGAGCUCUAAUUCGUGGAAGGUCUUCAAUGUCAAGCUCGACAGGAAAAUACAUUAUUAUCAACGAGGCGUGUCCUUGAACUUCAAACCUGUGAAUGUUGGAAAGGCUCUGGAUCAAACCAGAGGUCUACAUAUUUUUAAUUUCAAAUCAUGUAAAACGACGUCGUUUCAUCUCAUUUGAAAAUGACGACGUCAAAUAUUUCUGAUAAAUUUGUUGACGGCGUGCUAAAUUGGCAGGUCAGCAAAAACAUUGUUAAUUAAUUCAAAAGUCAAUGAAAGUUUGGUGUUUUUUUGGUCAGCCCAAAAGUUCAUGUUUUUUUUGGCAAUUCGUGCAAAGUUGAGGUUUUUUUUGGCCGAAUUCUCGUUAAGUUUCCGAUAAUUUUGAGAUAUUUGCAAUUAAAUAUUAAUAUUUAUAUAUACAUAAUAUAUAUAUUUAUUUUGAGAAUUUUAUGUUGAGAACUCUCUAUUGGAAUUGCUCUAAUGCAUGACUAUUCGCCUGUCUCUUUAUGGCAGAAUCCUCAGAACUGGCAAAAAUAUUUGACUCACAUCCGCGGGUCAGAACUUGAAAGCUAUCUCACCCGAGUGGUAGAAGAAAAUCUAAAGGUACGGUGUGUAAAUUGAUCUUGAUAUUUUUUCCUAAGGAAGAGCUCACUAAGCGAGUCUGAUUCAUCUUGAACGUAUAUAAAGCCCCAACAUGUCGACCAAAAUAAAAAAAUUGUGAAUAUGCUGGACGAGAGAGAAAUGCUGGUGCAGAUUUGUGCUGGUCUGGGGUUGGACCGUAGAGCAAAAGAAGUAUUUGGUGGAGAGCUGCAGUGGUUUGCGAUUGCCAUAGGUUUCAUAGAGAAGGCU
This is a messenger RNA of Brassica napus (rape), 2230 nucleotides long. RefSeq names its product F-box/kelch-repeat protein At3g13680-like. The transcript has 3 exons. Bases 510 to 1562 code for a protein of 350 amino acids. The record is from RefSeq and is a predicted model, not a curated record. NCBI's taxonomy places the organism in Eukaryota, Viridiplantae, Streptophyta, Magnoliopsida, Brassicales, Brassicaceae. Gene Ontology annotation, molecular function: protein binding.